Messenger RNA from Penicillium macrosclerotiorum, 807 nucleotides. RefSeq lists its product as uncharacterized. The record is from RefSeq and is a predicted model, not a curated record. NCBI's taxonomy places the organism in Eukaryota, Fungi, Ascomycota, Eurotiomycetes, Eurotiales, Aspergillaceae. Bases 1 to 807 code for a protein of 268 amino acids. The transcript is spliced from 2 exons.
AUGACCAUCACGUACCGCCAUGGCCUCUCGAUCCUCGAAUUGAUUAUCUAUGUGCCAUCAUUGUUUCUUUCCGUCUUUCUCGUCACCCGUCAUGGCCUCCGCACCAAUAGCGGCUUUCUCUUCCUCACCAUCUUCGCCCUUACGCGCAUCGUGGGCGCAUGCUGCGACCUAGCCACAAUUGACCACUGGUCCACCGGCCUCUACAUCGCGUCAGCGAUCUGUAGUUCGAUUGGCCUGUCUCCUUUAAUGAUGGCAUGCUCCGGGCUUCUAUCUCGAGCCAAUCUGUCCAUCCAAAACACCACCGGCAAGACCUGCCUCCCUCCUCUUUCUUUCCGGGGAUUUCGUAUACUCACCGUCGUGGCUAUGGCUCUCAGCAUUGCCGGUCUCACUAGCAACAUGACCGCCGAAGGCCUGGCCCACCCUGACGUCAAGGUCAAGGUCGGCAUGAUCUUGUAUAUCGUCUGCUGGGUCGUGAUGGUACUCCUUCUCGCUAUCCUGUCAAUACGCCGCUCUUCCAUUGAGCGUGGCGAGAAGCGUACUCUUCUGGCUGUGGCAUUGGCGAGCCCCUUCAUUUUCGUGCGUCUGAUGUACGCGGUCUGCAUCUGGUUCUUGCAUGACUCGAAAUUCAGCUUGCUAGAUGGCAAUGUCACCGUGCAGCUUGUGAUGUCGGUCCUCGAGGAGUUUGCUGUCGUUUUCAUUCUUCUUGGCGUAGGCCUGACUCUUCGUGUUCGAAGCCAGCAGCCAUCUUCAGGAAGUGAAGGAGCAGCUUUGUCCGACUAUACUUCCGAGUAUCGGACGAAGCCCUAA